This is a messenger RNA of Durusdinium trenchii, 638 nucleotides long. Lineage: Eukaryota; Dinophyceae; Suessiales; Symbiodiniaceae. The record is from the annotation of a GenBank genome assembly.
CGUCUGGGCAGGUAGGGGACAGCGCCAGAAUGAAGCUCGCUCUCGGCCGUGCAUGGCAUGCGCGCUGGUGUGGGCCUGAUUGUUGGCGGACUGCUGACGGCACGCGCCGGGCACCCUUUGCGAGAAGUCAUCUUCCAAGAUGCCAAGGAGCGGGUGAAGGAGCUCGCGGUCCAAGUCUCUGGAACUGAGGCCAAGUUCACAACCCUAGAGCACUUGGACUGUGAGGGUCCAGGCUUCAAUGAACUCUGGAAAGUCCUGCGCUACUUGGUCAUGUUCGAGCUUCCGAGCGACUCUCUACGACCCCUUCGCCAACUGAGAGGCUGGACCGAUGAGUCUUCUCGUGCGGACCUGGGCGAUGCCGGCAUCCCAGCCAUGUCUUUGACUCUGAAGGCUUUGGCGGUCAUGAUGCAUGACGAGUGCCUCAACUCCGCUUUUCAACAUGUCGUGGAGGGGAGGAAUCCGGAUGAAUCCAAAGGACUGCUUAUACUUUGAGCUUGGACACCACUCCAGCGGAGCAGAGGGCUGCCAGAAAAGUGCAUAUGAGGCAAGGCUGGGCUCUCUUACGGAGUCUCACGUUCCUGGUUUUGAUCGGGUGAUCUUUGAAACGUCCCGGCCUUUUUGAGUGAAAAUAGUGAGAC